UUCACAAACACGAAAUCAUCCGGUAAACCCUCGAGAAUUAAACUGUUCCCUUCCAUGUUUUAAAACUUCAGUAAUUAUCCAGAUAAAGCUCACAUCAGUGACCGAAACAUCGUCAUUAUUUCAUGCUAAUAUUGCGAUAGUCGCGUCGCGUCAUCGAUCGAUACAUCUCGACGAUCAUCGUGAGUUUCACUUUUGUUUCAGGAUUUCUCGUGUGACUUCAGAUCCAAACACCGAGACAUGUUCUUCCAACUAUAGUUUCAGGAAUCUGGGAAUCAUCGUGUUCAAUAAUCAUCGUGUUAUCUGAUAUAAAUCAGAUCAUACCGUUCGACGAGCUGAUCUUGUUAUUGAUUAUCGAUUCCGCGGGAAAAAUGUCUGACAGCACUGAAGAGCCUGUGAUUGUGGACGAGCUGGUUGCUGCACAGGAGGAGUUACAGAGAUACAAGAAGCUCAUUGUGUCUGCGGACGAUGAAAGGUCCAGAUUACUGCUGGAAAAGCUCUCAGCAGAUGCGGAAAAGAGAAAAGCCCAGACAGAAACCGAAAGUUUCAUCUCUUUUGAAGACAAAUCUACUGAGCAGUUUCAGAAAGAUCUGGAAGGAAUCCAGGGAGAGCUGAAGAAUCUGGAUCGAGUCAAUCAGGAUCUUAAGAAACAAUAUGAAGAUCUUCAGAAAGAGCUUCAACUCAAGAGGACUGAAUCUGACUCUCUGCAACUGAGAUUUAAGAUUAAAGCUGCAAUCCCAGUGAAGAGAGUGAAGUUUACUCAUCCUGUGGAAGAUGACAGCGAGGACCGAGAGGAACAUGUGGAAUCUGUGUUCACCGUCACCCAGAGACCAUCAUAUCUGCUGAAGGGCGGUCACGCUCUCAUCACGUUUGAGAAGGAGAACGUGUCCGAGCAGAUCCUCAGACUGGCGAAGUGUUCUGUGUCGUGUGAGAAAACCAAGAUGGAUGUCAAGCCGUACGCUUUAACUCUUGAGCCCUCGGUGAAGUUUGAGGUUCAUAUCAAGGUAUCAAAGAAGACUAUCAAGUUCCGCAAUGCUCCGCCCACUUUACCUGAGGAGCGAAUGAGAGACCGUCUGGAGCUGUCCUUCUCUCGAGCGAGUCGUGGAGGAGGAGAGGUGCAAAGCGUGCAGUACGACGAGCAGAACGGCACGGGACACGUCACCUUCCUCAACACUGGAGUGGCGGAGAAUUUGAUCCUCAGAGGAAAGUUCUGUGUGGAGACGGACCGUGACAUGCUGGUGGAUGUUCUUCCUCUGUAUCAGUACCAGCUCAAGAAAUUUCAAACAUUCUCGGGCGUCCCGAAUCGCACCGUGAUGCUGGGAGGAAUUCAGGAGGUAAUGGAUGAAGAAGAUCUUCAGGACCAUCUAGAAAUCCACUUCCAGAAGCCCAGUAACUACGGCGGAGAAGUGGAGAACAUAAAAUACGUCCCGGCUGGGAAACAGCUGACAGCGUUCUUCAGUGAGGACAACGCGGAUACUGACGCUUGAGUCGCUGCUGUAUAAUGUAUGGAUUCAUUACUCAUGAUUGACAUGUUAAAGGGGAUUAUUUCACUUCUCACUGCACUCAUUUAGCCAAAGAACAUUUAGCUUUUUCAGUCUUUUCUUAAUGAACAGUAUGACAAAUUUCAUCAAGUACAGAUAGAAAUAAAUACAAUCAAAGAUGUUGUAGUACUUGAGAACAGUGCACGGGUCAGAAAACACAUUAUAUGUCUGAUGUUGGAACUCGAUAUUAAAUAAAAUGCAUUUAAU
Xyrauchen texanus (razorback sucker) is the source of this 1745-nucleotide messenger RNA. Its product is annotated as N-myc-interactor-like. The transcript is spliced from 9 exons. Gene Ontology annotation, cellular component: cytoplasm. Bases 369 to 1484 code for a protein of 371 amino acids. The record is from RefSeq and is a predicted model, not a curated record. Lineage: Eukaryota; Metazoa; Chordata; Actinopteri; Cypriniformes; Catostomidae.